CUCAGAGCAAAUCCUCCACUGAUUCCUCCCCUUCCCCUCCCUCUCUCUCGCUCUCUCACUCUGUCUCCAGUAUUUGCCAUUGGCUCAGGAGGAAUUCUGGUCACUUUCUCAUCUCUGUGACUCUCAGGUUCUGAGGAUGGAUGCGCGGAUCUUCACUUGGCAUGUCUUGAUGCUCUGCUGCCUCAUCCCCGCCUCUCUGCAGGGUGUGUAUCAGCGGCGUCUCUACAAGGAGCUGAUGAAAAACUACAACCCAUUAGAGCGACCAGUCAGCAAUGACUCCCACAGCCUGACUGUCCAUUUCACCUUCAGUCUGCUGCAGAUUAUGGAUGUGGACGAAAAGAACCAAGUACUGACCACUAACAUCUGGCUUCAACUGUACUGGACAGAUUUCUACUUGCAGUGGAACAUGUCUGACUAUCCAGGUGUAGCCAACGUCAGGUUCCCUGACAGCCAGAUCUGGAGGCCUGACAUCCUACUGUACAACAGUGCUGAUGAAAGGUUUGAUGCCUCAUUCCACACCAACAUCCUUGUCAACUCCACUGGCUACUGCCAGUACCUGCCACCAGGAAUAUUUAAGAGCACUUGCUACAUCGAUGUCCGUUGGUUUCCUUUUGAUGUGCAGCGCUGUGAUCUGAAGUUUGGCUCGUGGACAUAUGGUGGCUGGUCUUUGGACCUGCAGAUGAUUGAGGUGGAUGUCACUGGAUACAUUGCAAAUGGAGAGUGGGAUCUUGUUGAGGUCCCUGGACGGAGAAAUGAGCGUUUCUAUGACUGCUGUAAGGAGCCGUACCCUGAUGUGACCUUCACUGUGGUGAUGAGGAGGAGGACGCUGUACUAUGGGCUCAACCUCCUCAUCCCAUGUGUCCUCAUCUCCACCCUCGCACUUCUUGUCUUCCUGCUACCUGCUGACUCUGGAGAGAAGAUCUCCCUGGGUAUCACAGUGUUGCUCUCGCUGACAGUCUUCAUGCUGCUGGUAGCUGAGAUCAUGCCUGCAACGUCAGACUCUGUCCCACUCAUAGCGCAGUACUUUGCAACCACCAUGGUCAUUGUGGGUUUAUCGGUCAUCGCUACAGUUCUUGUUCUGCAGUAUCAUCACCAUGACCCUAAUGGAGGGCAGAUGCCACAAUGGACCCGUGUGAUUUUGUUGAACUGGUGUGCCUGGUUCUUAAGGAUGCGGCGUCCCGGUGAAGCGAAGGUUCGUCUGGCAUGUCACAAUGCUGCCAAGCAUCAGCGUGGCAGCCUGUCCAGCCUGGAGCUCAACAUCAGCCAGGGAUCACUGCGACAUCACCCACAAGUAACCAACGGCAAUCUCCUCUAUGUCGGCUUUCGAGGUGUGGAGGGGUUGCACUAUGGCUCACCAACCGAACCAGAGCUCCUCUGCUCAGGGCUAGUGAGAGGCAGUGUUGGCGGUGAAGAGGACGUGCUUCGAACAGGAGGUGGGACCGGAGCUGGGGGACGGGGACUGGGGGCGGUUGGUGGCUUGCCGGUGGAGGCAGAGCUGAACCAAAUUCUGGAAGAGGUGAGAUACAUUGCUGGGCGUUUCCGCAGCCAGGAUGAGGAGGAAACGGUCUGCAGUGAGUGGAAGUUUGCUGCAGCAGUUAUCGACCGGCUCUGUCUGGUGGCGUUCUCUCUCUUCACCAUCCUCUGCACCAUCGGUAUCCUCAUGUCUGCUCCCAACUUUGUGGAGGCCAUUUCCAAAGACUUCUUUAGCUGAGGAGGACUAGAAGAAGUGUCUGCUGUCUCUAUUAUAUUAUUGUCAACAAAUCCCAUGUGCAGACCUACCCCCAUGUGUUAGUUUGUCUCUCAGUAUUUUCUGACUUUCCUACUCUUUUGUGGUUCUCGGCUUUAAACUCAAGCAAUUUUUUUAUUAGAGAUGUCCACCUUUAAAACACCUGACAAAUAUAUAGCUUUUGUAUUUUUUAAGGCUCAAUUAUAUAAGAUAUCAACUGUGUACUUUCAGUGCAAAAUCAGCCAGCUUUAGUGUAUUUUCAGUGGUUUCGCUGUUUACUUCCUCUUUACCAUGAACAACUACUAGUUAGGUUCAGAUCCCAUUACUUUUUCUGUGAUUUAUUAGGUUUGGUUUUGUUCUAUCUUGUUGUAUCCUUCCAACAGCACUUGUCUGAUUGCAUUCUUUUCACAAUUCUUUUCAUUAUUCAUUUAUUGAGUCAGUCCUUCCUUAAAUUUCGGAUUUAUGUCGUCAUGCAUGCAAGCGCAUACACACACAAACAAUCCCUGUGGGCCAGUUGUAAAUGAUGGGGGAGAGAAACUGGAGAGUUGAUGUAUCAUGAGAACAGCAGAUCAGAGACCAUCUGGAAGUCAGAGAGGUUGGAAAGGACUGAUGAGUGUGGUUUGAGAGGGCGGUAGACCACAGCCAUAACUAGCUGUGUAGGACCGGAAAUGCAGCAAAGCCAGGUGUUCAAAUGAUAGAACAGAUGCUGGUCUUUAUGUCCUCUCUGAGUGUCACAAUGAUGCCAUCACCUCGCCCCACAAAGCACUGGUUUGUUGAUGUAGGUGCAUCCAUUUCCUAUUGUUAGAUUGAGUGACAAAUAUUCCCAUGGUUUCCAGUAGAGGAGGUGUUUCAGUAAGACAAAUUCUGAUUUAUUGUCCAAUAAGAAUUAGCUGAGGUUCAACAGUGUGCUCAUCUGACUACAGUGAUGGAAUGGUUUGACUGGUCUGUGAAUAAACAAACUUACUCUAUGGAUGGCUCUAUGGAUGUGUCCGGGUUGUCAUAGGAUGGUUGGUUUUUAGUGGAGAGGCAUGUAGGGUUUAAGUGAUUGUUGAAUUCAAGUAGUGAUGACAUGAAGUAUUUCACUGCCAAGCCAGCUCAGGAUAAUAUAGCAUUGAGCUCAGAAGUGUGCCACAGACCUGCUGACCUGAAUGACAAACAUAGGAUAACACAUAGCAUAUGAUGUAAAAGGAGAUGUAGAGAGUGAAGAUGUAAAAAGAGGAUGCCUGCUGGUGGAGGUGGCGGGCAGGUCGUCAUGUAAAUCUCUGGCUUGGUGACAGGAGUAGUGGAAGUGUGAAAGCAGUCCAAGCCAGCAAAAGGUUAUCAUGACAGGGAGGAUGGUUAAAGGAUUGCAUCGUACCCCCUUCCUGUUUGCACAUCUCAGUGAUAAUGUAUUUCAGAAACCCUCCAGUUAUCCAUGUUAAUAAAUGCUUAUGUGGUAUCUAUUGUGUUGAGAUACGAUCUUAAUUGCUAGCAAGCUUUGAGUGGCACUAGUAACAAGCAAUAAAAAAUUACUUGCAGAAGGCAUUCAUCUACACAUGAGCUGAAUUUGCCUGACUUGAGCAUGCUGCUCGCAGGGUAAACUAAUUAAACUACUACUUAAACUUAUCCAGAUACACAGAAAGCUGUUCUGUGAACAUUUGAAAGGAUGAACAAUUGGAAAAUUAGCCACUGCAGACUAAUGGGAAUCAAUCGCACAGACAAUGUAUAUGCCAUUUAUUAUUUAUUGGAGAUGCUAGAAGACCUUAGAGGAGCACUAUGUGAAAGUGUAGAAGGAAUAUUAAACUAAUUAAUUUUUUCACUCAGUCCUGCCAGUCAGUUAUAUGUAUUUUUUCAGUUUGAUAAACACAUUGAUAUACUUGUACUCUCAGUAUUUUAUGUAAAUGUAAAAAUAUUAUAAAUGUUUGUAGAUGUAUUCCUUCUCAAAGUGUGAUGUCUGACCAGGUUGUGAAUUCUGGAUUAAACCUGAAUGAUUUUGAAUAAACAGUUUGUGUGCUUA
This is a messenger RNA of Acanthochromis polyacanthus (spiny chromis), 3722 nucleotides long. Its product is annotated as neuronal acetylcholine receptor subunit alpha-7-like. Bases 137 to 1711 code for a protein of 524 amino acids. The record is from RefSeq and is a predicted model, not a curated record. Gene Ontology annotation, cellular component: postsynaptic membrane; synapse; neuron projection. The transcript is spliced from 10 exons. Gene Ontology annotation, molecular function: transmembrane signaling receptor activity; acetylcholine-gated monoatomic cation-selective channel activity. Gene Ontology annotation, biological process: chemical synaptic transmission; nervous system process; regulation of membrane potential. Lineage: Eukaryota; Metazoa; Chordata; Actinopteri; Pomacentridae.